Messenger RNA from Zygosaccharomyces rouxii, 468 nucleotides. RefSeq names its product mitochondrial 54S ribosomal protein mL40 (gene MRPL28). NCBI's taxonomy places the organism in Eukaryota, Fungi, Ascomycota, Saccharomycetes, Saccharomycetales, Saccharomycetaceae. Gene Ontology annotation, biological process: mitochondrial translation. The transcript has a single exon. Gene Ontology annotation, molecular function: structural constituent of ribosome. Bases 1 to 468 code for a protein of 155 amino acids. The record is from RefSeq and is a predicted model, not a curated record.
AUGACUCUAUCGACGACAACUGCGGCUUCUAUACAAUCUGUUAAACAUGCACCCAUCACAAACUCACUAAAAUUGACUCCAUUGACGUUUACAAGAGGGAAAAGAACCAAGAGUAAAGGUACUUUACCACCAUUAGUACAAAGGGCUAUUACACAACUGAGUGUGCUAUCAGCAAGUAGGAAACAACCCAAACUGCUGAAAUUAUCUCGAGAAGAUUUCAUCAAGCAUCAAACGAUACAACACUGUUGGUCAAUUUAUCAGAAAGAAUUACGUGAAAAACGUAAUGAGCAAUUGAAAUUGCAGUAUAAGAGUGCUAAAAAUGCGAUGGAUGUCCUACAACAGUUGAAUCCAAAAAUGUUUGAAGCUGCCAAUGCUCCAGAAGAUGGUAAAAGGUUCCCCAUGGAACUAAAAGUCCCCACGGAGUUUCCACCAAAUAAGUUGUGGCAUUACACGUUCAAAAAAGAUUGA